UCUCAAAUCACUUCAUCCUCACCCCAAAAGAAUGGCAAGGAAAAUCAACUGCUGUGGCUGCUUCCUCUGGGCACAGACCUUGUCGCUGUUGGAGAGGAAUCUGAGUGCCACGCUCCCUCUCUCAAGAUAAAUGAGUUUGGGACGUCCCCAGACCCCGGGUCAGAAUGCUGCCCCUCUGGCAUGCGCUAGCUGUAGCAGUGGUCCAGAUCUUUGUCUUCUCAGAAACCCGGGCAUUUGCCAAGAACAUCAACUUCUAUAACGUGAGACCUCCUCUCGACCCGACACCAUUUCCAAACAGCUUCAAGUGUUUCACCUGUGAAAAUGCAGGAGAUAAUUAUAACUGCAACCGAUGGGCAGAAGACAAAUGGUGUCCAGAAAAUACGCAGUACUGUCUGACAGUUCACCACUUCACCAGGCAUGGGAGAAGCACCUCCAUCACCAAGAAGUGUGCCUCCAGGACCGAGUGUCACUUUGUUGGCUGCCAGCACAGCCGAGAUUCUGAACACACAGAGUGCAGGUCCUGCUGCGAGGGGAUGAUCUGCAAUGUGGAGUUACCCACCAACCACACCAACGCGGUCUUCGCCGUCAUGCACGCUCAGAGAACGUCCGGGAGCAGUGCCCACGCGCUCUGCCUGCCCCUGCUUGCCUGGGCCUUCACGCUUCCGCUGAUAUGAUGCCGCCAUUCCUAGGAGGAGCAGAAACCAGCCCCCUGAAACACAAACUGAAAACUGUGUCAACAGUGAACUUUUGAGCGGAGACCAAUCUUGCAGUUGGUGGAGAGUACACAUUGACUCCAAAGCAGAACACAGUUGUUUGCUUUUAAAAUGCUCCUGCAUGAGGCCAUGGCAUCAAGGAAGGGAAUUUGGCCCAGACCUUCAGGAUUCCAGGUCAAAGAGGGUGCAUUUUGUCACUGUUGCAAGGAGGAUCCUGCCAGCAUCCCCAGCGGGCAGGUUGUAGUAGCCUGUUGUCCCCGCCGAGCAGGUCAUUAGCUGAAAGGACUGACCCCUUGACCUCACCGACUCCUUCAGAGGCUGCUGGGUCAGGGCCUCUCUUGCUGUGAUUAGCUCAGAGUGUCUCUGGGAACCCUAACCCUUCCCCCGACAAGAAAGCAAUUUCCCUGCCAAUGUGUAGCCAACGACAAAGGCAAAUACAGUCAUCCCUCGCUUAACACUGUUAAUCAAUUCCAGAC
Messenger RNA from Molossus molossus (Pallas's mastiff bat), 1189 nucleotides. It is a transcript of the gene LYPD6B, whose product is annotated as LY6/PLAUR domain containing 6B. NCBI's taxonomy places the organism in Eukaryota, Metazoa, Chordata, Mammalia, Chiroptera, Molossidae. The transcript is spliced from 6 exons. The record is from RefSeq and is a predicted model, not a curated record. Gene Ontology annotation, molecular function: acetylcholine receptor regulator activity. Bases 165 to 674 code for a protein of 169 amino acids.